This is a messenger RNA of Brassicogethes aeneus, 2615 nucleotides long. NCBI's taxonomy places the organism in Eukaryota, Metazoa, Arthropoda, Insecta, Coleoptera, Nitidulidae. The record is from the annotation of a GenBank genome assembly.
AAAUAACGAUUAAUGAUUGAGGUUAGAAAAGCUGUCAAAUUUCGGUUUUAAAUUUUUCAAAAAUUUGUUGUCAUUUUACUGAAAACUGGACGCAAAUUUAAAGAAUGAGUGAGUUUAAACUUCAGCACAUGGUAUCGGAGCUACUGAAAACAUUAGGAGUUAAUAUUUCGCCUGAAAAAUUGGUAGAGGCUUUACAAAAAAGCAUAAAUAAUAAUGCAGAGGCCAGUGCAGGGUCACAGGUUACGAUACAAAGUAAUUUACAGUAUAUUUCCAAUCAUAUUGAGAAUGGGCCUGCUUUUGUAGCCAAAUUUGAAGAUUUAAAGCAAAAAAAUGUUGAUUCAUUAAACUUAUAUGUCCAAAUGAUAAAUGAAAUUAUGAGGAACCCAGAUUUAAAGCGUUUUUUGCACAAAAACACACGUCCUGUUUCUUGUCAAAGAACACCUUUAACAACUGCAGAUUUGCCCAACAUUAAAAACAAACUUAAAAAAGCCACUGUAGAUUCUAAAACACUGAAUGUAAUGUCGAAUAUUUCAAAUACUUCACCAUCAUUGUCUUUAAACUCCACACCAUCUGUAGUGUCGUGGGUUCAGAGACGGCCAAAUAUGUCAUGGGAUUUUUCUUCACAUAAUAUGAGCAGUUUUAUGCCUACUGUGCCUGUAGUGUCACAAGAAAGUAUACUUAUAGAGGAUCUCCUUAAUGUUUUGAUAGGUUUGCCAGGUUGUUACAUUGAGGCUGAAGAACUUAAAGAUGUGUAUGGUCCCAGAUCAUUCAAAAUAAACGAUAAUGUUCCACUAUCUUUAAGAGAACUGGUAAAACAAAUAUUACCACUUGCAAGUCAUUAUUCAAUAAUACAGAGAUUUUGUGAGGAAAAAAUGAGGUUUGAAUUUGGACAAGUUAACAAUGCUUUAGCUGAAAGUAUGCGCUCUAUUAUUAAAGACCACACUUUAUUCACAAUUCAGUUGGAGAGUGAAUUUAAGGCUGGUAACCUAAACCUACAAAAGUUGUGGUUCUUUGUGCAAAGAAACAUGCAAAGUUUAGGUGUUACAGCCAACAUUGCAUCCACUAUAAGCAAGUCUGAUGCAAAAGGUGGGAAAGUUCUGAGUUUGUUACAUGAUAAAAUUGUUGAAUCUAUUGGGGAUGAAAAAAUUCAAUUGUUGUGUGUAAAAUUAAUGGAAGCUGCUUGCGUACCAUACAUGAAAAUGCUGAGCAUGUGGAUUUAUAAGGGGAUUAUAUCAGAUCCCAUAAAAGAAUUUCUUGUGGAAGAUAUGGAGGUGGUACAAAAAGAAGACUUACCAGUGGACUAUUCUUCAGAUUAUUGGGAUAAAAAAUAUUCAGUGAGGCGUGAAAGAAUACCGAAAUUUUUAGAACCCGUCUCUGAUAUCAUAUUAAAAUCGGGGAAGUACCUAAACGUAAUAAGGCAAUGCGGUAAACCCGUUAAAAACAAAGUACUUCCAAUACAGUACAAAAUUGAAGAAAAACAUUAUAUUCAAGCCAUUGAAGAGGCUUACAAAUUCGCUAGUCAAACCUUAUUGGACCUCGUGAUCAAAGAAAAAGAUCUCAUUGGUCGCCUUAAAUCUGUGAAACAUUACUUUUUAUUGGACCAGGGCGAUUUUAUCGUAACAUUCUUAAGUUUGUGUGAGAAAGAGUUGGCUAAAGAUGUUGGUGAUGUAAUUCAAGGAAGACUUGAAUCUUUAAUGGACUUGGCUUUAAGACUGUCUAGUGCGGUAAACGACCCUUACAAAGACGAUUUACGCACUAUUUUGUUGCCAUACGAUUUACCAUUGCAAAUGUUGAAAAUACUCAGCAUACAAACAAGUUCAGAACAAAAGUAUAAACUGCCCAAAGAAUCCAAACGCCUCUCAGUAAUUGAAUCAUUCUCAUUCAGCUACGAAGUCCGGUGGCCUCUGUCACUAAUAUUAAACAUAAAAUCUUUAGCUUGUUACCAAAUGAUAUUCCGACAUUUAUUCUACUGCAAACACGUUGAAAGAAUGAUUUGUCAGGUUUGGCAUUCGAAUAAAGUUGCGAAAAAGUUUCACAACCAAGAUGCGCAACAAUAUAGAGCAGCUUUUGCUUUGAGGCAAAGAAUGUUGCAUUGUGUUCAAAAUUUGGAGUACCAUAUGAUGGUUGAGGUCAUUGAGCCUCAUUGGUGCACGUUUUUGCAGAAAAUAUCGAAGGUAAAUAACGUUGAUGAAAUCCUAGCCCACCACAGCGAUUUUCUGAACAGCUGUUUACGGGACUGCAUGUUAACAAUACAAGAAAUCCUUAGAACCAUUACUACACUCCUUUCCAUUGCUGUGGAGUUCUGCUUAUUUAUGCAGCAAGAAUUUCACUUUCAUGGUAAUGAAGAUUUGGUGGAUCAAAAUGUCAGUUUUAAAGACAAAAUCACUCAAUUCGAUGAAGAAUUCUCCGAUGCCGUUGUUUGUCUUUUAAAUCAAAUCAACAAUUUAAGCAGGGAUACCAGCGAACACGACAGACUCUUCAACUUGUUGUACAGAUUGGACAACAAUUCAUAUUACACCAAACGUAUGCAGAAGUACAAAAAUGCUUCCUCUGGAUAAAAUUUACAAACCUUCAUUAUUUAAUCAAUGUUUAAGUAUUAUAAUUUUUGUUUUUAA